This is a messenger RNA of Lolium rigidum, 2768 nucleotides long. Its product is annotated as G-type lectin S-receptor-like serine/threonine-protein kinase B120. Bases 211 to 2652 code for a protein of 813 amino acids. Gene Ontology annotation, biological process: protein phosphorylation; recognition of pollen. The transcript has 7 exons. NCBI's taxonomy places the organism in Eukaryota, Viridiplantae, Streptophyta, Magnoliopsida, Poales, Poaceae. Gene Ontology annotation, molecular function: ATP binding; protein serine/threonine kinase activity. The record is from RefSeq and is a predicted model, not a curated record.
GGACAUUCAACUCGUGCAGAUGUGUUGACUGACGGCCCAAAAGUCAGAGCAGCCUGUCAUCGACUUACUACCUCGUGGCAUUAGAUCAUCCAUGCAAACAAUACUAAGUAUCUUUCCCCAACACAAUGCUAAGCAUCUUCGUACCAUCCUCCUUCUCCUCCGUUGGCUCCGCUUGGAGAGUUCUUCUUCCUUUGCUCUUCACAAGCAGGCAUGAUUCCCCUCUCUGUAUUUAUCCUCCUGUCAUUGAUUUGUUUCUGUGAAUCCGAUGACCGCCUUACUCUUGCGAACCCACUCUCCACCGGCGACAAGCUCGUGUCGAGCGGUGGCGUCUUUGCUCUGGGCUUCUUCUCCCCGAAAAACUCAACUGCAAACUCGUACAUCGGCAUAUGGUACAAUCAAAUCCCCGAGCGUACAUAUGUGUGGGUUGCUAACCGUGACAGCCCAAUCACCAGUGGUUCUGCAGGGAAGUUGGCUCUAACCAACAACUCAGACCUUGUCUUAUCCGACUCGAAAGGCAGCACUCUUUGGACAACCAUGAACAACAUCACAUCCGGAACCACCGGAACUGCUGCUAUACUGCUUGACUCCGGAAACUUAGUCGUCCGUCUGCCAAACGGCACGGACAUAUGGCAGAGCUUCAAUUAUCCAACCGACACCAUACUCCCCGACAUGCCUUUGGCACUGAGCACAAGUGAUCAUCUCUACCGGCGCCUCAUUGCUUGGAGUGGCCCUGAUGACCCAACCACUGGAGACUACUCCAUGGGCGGUGACUCUAGCUUGGACCUUCAGAUUAUCAUCUGGAAUGGUACGAGACCGUAUUGGCGCAGAUCUGCAUGGGAUGGUGCAUUGGUCUCUGCCCUGUACCAGAGCAGCACUGGAUCCAUCUUGUCCCAAACAAUUGUCAACAGAGGGGGGUCAUUAUACUUGACGUUCAGGGUCUCCGAUGGCUCUCCAACCCCAAGCAUGCGCAUUAUGCUGCACUAUACGGGUAUGUUUAAAUUCCUGGCGUGGAACAACAACUCAUCUUCUUGGGAGGUUUUCAUUGAGCAGCCCAGUCUUAGUUGUGACAGUUACGCCUAUUGUGGCCCGUUUGGCUACUGCGAUGGCACUGAAACGGUUCCAAAAUGCAACUGCUUCAGUGGGUUCGAGCCUGAUGGUGUUAACUUCUCACAAGGGUGCCGGAGAAAGGAGGAACUGGUAUGUGGUGGUGGAGGUAGUUUCUCGACCUUGAGUGGCAUGAAAACACCGGAUAAGUUCGUGUACGUCAGGAACAGAAGCUUUGACGAAUGCGCAGAAGAGUGCAGCCGUAACUGUUCUUGCUCCGCAUAUGCUUAUGCUAACCAAAAAAAUGGUAGUAUAACUGUGGAACAGUCAAGGUGCUUGAUUUGGUUGGAUGAGCUUGUCGAUACAGGGAAGUUUCGUGAUGGUAGUGGCGAGAACCUGUACCUCCGUCUUGCCGGUUCAUCAGUUGACAAGGAGAGUAGUGUACUGAAGGUUGUACUCCCAGUAAUGGCUAGUCUGCUGAUACUGGCAUGCAUCUGCCUUGUGUGGAUAUGCAAGUCAAGAGGCAAACGACGAAUCAAGGAAAUUCAGAACAGACAUGCACAACAACACACGAAAAAUUCCAAGUCUGACGAACUUGACAAUGUAGAACUUCCAUCUAUUUGUUUCGAAGACAUUGUUACUGCAACGGACAAUUUCUCGGACUACAACAUGCUUGGGAAAGGUGGUUUUGGAAAUGUUUACAAGGGAAUGUUCGGAGGUGGCAAGGAAGUUGCUAUCAAAAGGCUUAGUAAAGGUUCCGGUCAAGGGGCCGACGAGUUCAUAAAUGAAGUGGUUCUGAUUGCUAAAUUGCAGCAUCGGAACUUAGUCAGGCUUCUUGGUUACUGUGCUCAUGAAGAUGAAAAGUUACUAGUCUAUGAAUACUUACCUAACAAAAGCUUGGAUGCCUUUCUUUUUGAUGCCACAAAAAAGUAUGUUCUUGAUUGGUCUACCCGGUUCAGGGUAAUUAAAGGGAUAGCGAGAGGCCUUCUUUAUCUCCACCAAGAUUCAAGGCUAACAAUAAUUCAUAGAGAUCUCAAAGCAAGCAAUGUCUUGUUAGAUGCAGAAAUGAACCCUAAAAUAUCAGAUUUUGGUAUGGCUAGGAUAUUUGGAGGAAAUGAGCAACAAACGAAUACUAUCCGCGUUGUUGGGACAUAUGGUUACAUGUCUCCUGAAUAUGCAAUGGAAGGCUCCUUUUCCGUCAAGUCUGACACCUAUAGCUUUGGUGUUCUACUGUUGGAGGUUGCAAGCGGGCUAAAGAUCAGUUCAUCACACCUCAUAAUGGACUUUACUAGCCUUAUAGCUUAUGCAUGGAGCUUAUGGAAAGAUGGAAACGCAAGAGAAUUGGUGGACUCGUCCAUUGUGGAAAACUGUUCACUUCAUGAAGUUCUACGAUGUAUCCAUAUAGGACUGUUGUGUGUUCAAGACGAUCCAAAUGCUAGGCCACUCAUGUCAUCGACUGUGUUCAUGUUAGAAAACGAAACAGCCGCGCUUUCAACUCCAAGGGAGCCUGUAUAUUUUAGAAAACGGAAAAAUCAAACUGAAGACCGAAGAGAUAACAUACAAAUAUCUCUGAAUGGCAUGACUAUGACAAUGCAAGAGGGGCGUUGAAUGUUUAGUUUGUCUGUUUUUCCUUUCUAAACUUCUCCGAUUUGUACAGUUAUACAGUUCAGCAGUCUAUGUUCCCACGGAUAACAAAUAAUCCAUUGAAUCAUAAGACCUGAUGA